AUCAUAAUAAAAUAACAAAUAGUAGGCUCAGGUGACAUGAGCAUUUUUGGUUAUUAAGUGUAUGCCUUUAAAUUGUGGUUGAUUCUAAGAAAACGUUUUAAAAUAACGUUGACUCUUUAUACACAAUACAAAAAUACAGUUCCAUAAUAGUGGAGCCAUGUCAUCUGGUGCAGGAAGAUUGAAUUUUUUACGUACAAAAUAUGCAUAUAUUCAUAACGUUGCUGAAAUAUACAGGCCAACCAUAAAUGGCUACAGAGAAAAGACACUAGAGGCUUUAAAGGAAAAAGCUGAACGUGCUGCCAAAUCAGAACUUGGGAAAAAAAUUAAAGUGUUGAAAGGGUUUUAUACCCUGGAAAUGGCGCCGCCAACAGGAAACGAAAUGCAGAAAUUGCAAAGUGAUCUCGCUUUAGUAAAAGAAUUUAUCAAAACUGGUUGCUACAAAUUCAUCACAGUGAGACAAGCUUGGCUGCUCAUCCUCGUUGGCACUGAAAUUGGUUUGUGGUUUUAUCUGGGCGAGACCAUUGGGAAAAUGCAUUUGGUUGGCUAUAAAGUUUAAACUUAUAAAACGAUGCUGACGAUGAUUGUUCCAAUAAUUAUACCUACAUAAUUAUUGGUAAAUUAUUUGUAAUUUUUAAAGAUUGUAAAGUAUGAAAAAAUAAAAAUAUUACAUAC
Molecule: messenger RNA, 672 nt
Organism: Plodia interpunctella (Indianmeal moth)
Lineage: Eukaryota; Metazoa; Arthropoda; Insecta; Lepidoptera; Pyralidae
Product: ATP synthase subunit g, mitochondrial-like
Exons: 4
Coding region: 158-556 (132 amino acids)
Biological process (GO): proton motive force-driven ATP synthesis
Molecular function (GO): proton transmembrane transporter activity
Source: RefSeq, a predicted model, not a curated record